AUCACAUUCUCUCUCGUCAUCAACUCAUAACUCUUCAAUUUUAUUCAUAUAUUCAUCGAUCCUGCAUCUUCAUCGCAUCAGAUAAAGCAUUGGAUAUCUAAUUCUCAUAUAAGCUUUGAGUAUCCGAACACUUGAUUUUACAUUUGCAAUUGAUAAGAUCGAACGCCACUAUGUCGGACGAAUCUGAGUCUGAUAUUGAGGAUCGCGUCGCGUCUGAGGAGGAUGACAACCUCGAUGAAAUCGACUCCGAGGAAUCUGAUUCGGAAGAAGCCAAUGAGUUCCUAGAUAUAGAAGCCUCCGAGUCUGAUAACCAAUCCGAAGAAGAUGAUGAUUUAUCCUCGGAUGUUGGUGAACCGGCUACCUUUCAUCAAUUCAUGCAAUUACCUCCUGAACUUCGCGCUCGCGUCUGGGAUUUCUUCGACCCGGAUGCGAGGGAAAGGGCGCGAGUUUUCAAAGUCAUAAUACCGAAUCACUCCUUAACGGCGUCUACGAUAUGGGAAGGCGAAUUUCUCGAAGACCAAACGGCACCUGCCAGGGCAAUGUUAGCCACGCAUCGUGAGAGCCGUGAGCUAGCUUUAAGAUUCUACCCCGAUAUGUUUUAUAUUCGGAACGGACGUUGUGGCACUCCAUAUAACAAGGAGAGAGACGUCGUUCUUAUCCACGGCGAGACUCAACAGGCAAGUAGGCAUGACAUACGAGAUAUCCUAUCAGCCCUUGGAUAUCCCAAAAUCGUUGCUUUUGGGGCUGGCUUUGAUUUAGAGAAUGAUCCAGACUUUAUGGUACUUCAUGAAUAUGAGGGUAGACCGAGAAAUAUACUUCGUUGUGUCGACGAAUAUGAAUUUUCAGGACAGGCGAUGGAGUGGUGCGUAUACGAUACCGCCAACAGAUAUUUCGUCAAAUGGACAGAGGAACAUUCGGGCAUCCCUCAUGAUGUGCAAAUUAUGUACUGCUGGCCAAAUUUCGAAAUGUUUCAAGACCUUCUGGGAAAAGAUAUUCCGGGAACUAACGUCGAGCCAUGGGGUGUUGAUUGGUUGCCUAUGAUUGAGUUCCAUGAUCUCGAGCGCUAUGCUAAACUCCAGGUCGCAGCGGCGACCGAGGGCGAAUGGCGUGAUAAAUGGAGUGAAACAUCAUCUAUCACCGAGGAACACGAAACAGAGGAUGAAUACGAAAGUGAUGGAAUAGAUGAUGCAACUAUCGACGAUGAUGAGGACCCCAGCGAGGACGGAGACGACUUGGUUGUGGUGCAGUCUGAUUCCGAAGAGGACAUUGCGUCUACGUUCAAUGGAUUUUCUCCACUUGAAAACGCGAGCUCCGAACACGGCGGCGAUGCAAUAGGAGCUAGUAAUUUUUCUAGCCUCGAGCCUGAAUCUCCUGGCCCUGACGCCUCUGCUGAUCCUCAUAUGCAUGAAUCGGAUCAUGGUUCGGAACAUGCACUUUCCGACGAAGAACCUAUUCAGAAGACUAAUCGACGCAAACGUCGUAUCAUAUCCUCAGAUGAUGAACGUGACGACGAUGACGAACCCAGUGGAGAGGUUAAAGCGCCGUCGCGACCUAAUAAGCGCUCCCGGGUUAUUCUCUCUGAUAGUGAAGAUGAGGAUGACGAAGAGGGAGAUGAAGGUGCAGAGGACAACCAGGAGUCUGAAGAGGAAGAACCCGAUGAGUCCGAGUCCGAGUCCGAGUCCGAGCAGCCUGAGCCCGUAAAAACGAAGCCUAUGUCUUUAUUUGAGAAGCUAAGGCAAUUUCGCGACGAGAACCCGGUGUCACCGGAUUCGGGUGCUGGUUCUGACGCUGGUUCUGAUUCGAUAGGCAACGAAGAUUUCGACGAAGGCAGUGAGUCUAGGUUUCUGGACGAUGAAGUUAAUGAAGAUGAGAUGUUGGAUAAUGGUGAGGGGGAUUCUUAUGAAGAGGGCGAUGAUGAAUGGUGAUGCGGGGGAGGCAUCAUGCUCUGUUCACGACUCGGUGACAGCGGUAAAGAGAUCGACAGUUCAUUAAGCGGCACUGCGAUGAUAUUCUCAAAACACGCUAUUUGAGGUCUAUUAUGCGAAACUACGGGAUGAAGGAGUCGAGGCCUAGGUAUCACCGGGGUUUAACCUGACUCAGCAGUUCUCAUUUCUAGUAUCCUUUAUAAUGCGAAAAUACUCUUGUUGUAUUUAGUUGGAGAAUACUCAAUAAUGAUAAUUAUUGUGGGCUGCAGGGCAUGAACCACAAAGAAUGCAUUAGGAGAACCACACUUCGAAGGUUCAUACUGACAGCUUAUCACUACCCGCUCCUCGGCAUAAGGACUGGCAACUGACCUGAUCCCUAGAUGCAGUCGAUUUACAACCUCCUUAAGUUAUACGAGAUUGUCUUCGACUGAAAUGGAAGCUUCCUUGAAUCCGCUCAAGAUAGCGUGUGGUGUGUUAUAAAUUCAGAUGAAAUG
Molecule: messenger RNA, 2419 nt
Organism: Annulohypoxylon truncatum
Lineage: Eukaryota; Fungi; Ascomycota; Sordariomycetes; Xylariales; Hypoxylaceae
Exons: 1
Coding region: 171-1925 (584 amino acids)
Source: RefSeq, a predicted model, not a curated record